This is a messenger RNA of Penaeus indicus, 459 nucleotides long. RefSeq names its product RNA-binding protein 38-like. Lineage: Eukaryota; Metazoa; Arthropoda; Malacostraca; Decapoda; Penaeidae. The transcript has a single exon. Gene Ontology annotation, molecular function: mRNA 3'-UTR binding. Bases 142 to 444 code for a protein of 100 amino acids. Gene Ontology annotation, cellular component: cytosol; nucleus. The record is from RefSeq and is a predicted model, not a curated record.
UCGCCCAGGGUUGGGUGCGUGUCGAGCCCUUCGGUCAGUCUAGCGUGGAACGUGUUCGCGUCAAGGCAGUCUCCCUCUCGCGCUCUCUCUUCAUCCAUACACACUACUUUACUUACUCACUCCUCUCUCAUAUACUCCACCAUGCUCAUGCCCGGUGCCCUGCCUGCUGCCAUGCCCUCCGGAAUCACCACGCCCACCAUGCACCCACAGACCAUGGAGGCGGCAGGCAUUAGCCAAAAGGACACGACCUUCACCAAAAUAUUCGUGGGCGGCUUGCCGUAUCACACCACCGACAAGUCUCUUCGGGAGCACUUCGAGGUCUACGGCGAGAUCGAGGAGGCCGUCGUCAUCACCGACAGACAGACGGGCAAAAGCCGAGGCUACGGUUUUGUAAGUACCCUGUUGACCCUUGUUCAUUUUUCCUUCCUAUUUUUAUCUGUGUAAUCUCGUUUUCUUUUG